Molecule: messenger RNA, 1687 nt
Organism: Amblyraja radiata (thorny skate)
Lineage: Eukaryota; Metazoa; Chordata; Chondrichthyes; Rajiformes; Rajidae
Product: P2Y purinoceptor 8-like
Exons: 1
Coding region: 44-1033 (329 amino acids)
Biological process (GO): phospholipase C-activating G protein-coupled receptor signaling pathway; positive regulation of Rho protein signal transduction
Cellular component (GO): plasma membrane
Molecular function (GO): G protein-coupled receptor activity
Source: RefSeq, a predicted model, not a curated record
CUCCCAUUCGUCGCGAGCAAACGUUCUCUGGACCUGCCGAGCCAUGAAUAGAAGUGGGCUGGCGAACAGCACGCUGGAGAUGCUGACCAAUUCUAUGCUGCACCACACCUUGCCCACCAUCUACCUGGCCAUCUUCCUCAUCAGCACCCCCCUCAACGCCCUCUCCCUCUGGCUCCUCUGCUGCCGCAUGUGGCCCAAGACGCCCACCAUGAUCUUCUCCAUCAACCUGGCCGUCACCGACCUGCUCUACAGCCUGACCCUGCCCUUCCAGAUGGCCUACCACUGGAACUGGAACAACUGGCAGGUCGGCGAGCCCCUCUGCCGGCUGGUGACCGUCCUCUUCUACGGCAACAUGCACUGCUCCAUCCUGACCGUCACGCUGAUCAGCGUGGAGCGCUACCUGGGCAUCGUCCACCCGCUGCGCACAUCCCACCUCCGCACCAUCAGAGCGGCAUCCGUCCUCUGUGUCGCCACCUGGUUCUUUGUCCUCACCGUCCACGCGCCCCUCAUCUACUCCGAGCUGACCUACAAGGUCACGGUCCUGAACAUCACCACCUGCUUUGACGUCAUGAGGCGCGACAUGUUCCCCACCAUCAAUCAUUUCUACCUGUACUACUCAAUUCAAAUCGUUCUCUUCUUCCUGCUCCCGUUCAUCAUCAUGGUGGUGUGCUACUCCAAGAUCAUCAGGGCCUUGUUGAAGACCUCGGCGAAGGAGAUGAGGGAGUCGAGGAAGCAGAUUGUCUACCUGACAGCUGUGGUGCUGUUGGUUUUCACCAUCUGCUACCUGCCCACCCAGAUCAUCAUGAUCAUCCAUUUUGUGCUCUCCAGACAGGGCAGGCCGAUCUAUGUCAUCUACAAGUUCUCCCUCACUCUGAGCAGCCUCAACGGCUGCUUCGACCCACUGCUGUACUACUUUGCCUCGAAGGAGUUCCGGAGGAAGACGCAGAAACUGUGCCCGUGCAUUCCUGUCGAUGAAGGCGACAAGACUUUGAGUAACACUAUGCAAGCUCUGGCUCCCAAGGGCAGUCGGUAGCAAGGUCGAAGGGAGGUGAGGUCUCCCUACUUGUUGCACCACACCUUGCCCACCAUCUUCGUCAACAGAGCCCCCUCCCAAUGCCCUCUCCCUCUGGCUGCUCCACUGCCCAAUGUGGCCCAAGACCCUCACCAUGAUCCAACGACCACAGGCAGUCGGUACCAUGGCCAAAGGGAGGUGAGGUCUCCCUACUUGAGUUAAUGGAGAAACGUUCUCUGGUGCCUUUGACCUUCAGACCAGUGACGAUGGACAAGGAGGUCCUCACUGUCCCGGUUCCAAAUAGAAAGUGAGUGGACGCCAGGCACACAGUCGGUCAGGUUACGGUUUAGUUUAUUGUCACGUGUACCGAGGUACAGUGAAAAGCUUUGUUUGUGUGCUAUCCAGUCAGCGGAAAGACUAUACACAAUUCCUUCGUCGAUUGUAAGCGAUAGUGCGCAAAGACCAGUUCGUUGGUCAUACAUUUCAUGGUCUUUAGACCUUCAUUCGGUGAUAUUCCCAUUUUCUGUAUCUUCCAUCGUGUCCUCUGGGGGUUUUCGAAGGAUAACCGUAGACGCAGAAGAUAAGAAGGCGAGCACAUGGAGGGCGGCGGGGAGACGCGCAAGCGCAGAACCAGCGCCCGGGCGAUGGAGAGCUUGGAGGGACCCAAUCAGAACA